CAUCAUCCUUAUGAUUCUAGGAAAGGAUCAAGGAAACUUUGAUAAAAUGUAUUCCGUUUUUAAACACGAGUCUUGGUUUUCUUGGCAUAUGGCAGAUCUUAUAUUUCCCUUUUUUUUGUUUAUGGUGGGUUCUUCCAUCUAUUUUGCCUUUCGCAAGGUACCAAGAGAAGUUGAGAAUUCGGAGGAAAAAGACAAAGCACUGCGUAGUGUCACAAGUCGUACCAUCAAGCUGUUUCUAGUUGGUGUAUUAUUGAACGUUCCUUUAUCCGGUUUUCGAUGGGAAACAUUGCGUUGGAUGGGAAUAUUGCAGCGUAUUGCGAUAUGUUAUGGAUGUGUGGCGUUUUUGUUUCUAUUUGUCAACAGCAGAGUGAUACAAUAUGCGUUGGUUUCAGUGUUGUUUUUAUUACACACCAGUUUGUUGUAUGGUCUAAUAGUUCCCAAUUGUCUUAUUUCCGAAAGGUUAACGAGAGCUUGUAGUGCACAAUCUUAUCUAGAUACGAUGAUAUUGGGAGGCAAACAUCUUUAUUUUCAUUUAGAAUAUGAUCCUGAAGGAAUCCUAUCCACUUUGAUGGCCACCAUCAAUACAUUUGCUGGUUUGGAAGCGGCUAGACUAACCUCAUCUUUGAGAUAUGUUAAUCAACGUAUCUUGUGGUGUUUCUUAAUAGGAAGUUCAUUCGUUGGGAUAGAAAUACUUUUGGUUGACUGCUUUCCAGAUAGUGUUCCUAUUAGCAAACCGCUAUGGACUGCAAGUUUUCUAUUCUUAACUGUUGGUUGCUCAUUCUGGUGUCUUUCAUUCUGUGGCUUAUGGGCAAAAGUUACUCCAAGAUUAGUACAACCUUGUCUUUGGGUUGGAAGAAAUAGUUUUUUUCUCUUCGCAGCUUCGUUUUUACUGGAUUACGCAGCGUUAUUAAGUAUACAAGUUUCUCAUAUGCCUUUGAAGCAGUGGCUCUAUCGACACUCGGCAGUAACUUUGUUGGGUGAUACUGAGUUUGCGAGUCUUUCCUUUGCCAGUGUGUUCACGUUAUUCUGGGUAGUCAUAGCUUGGAUACUUUAUAGAAAAAAAUUAUUUAUAAAAAUAUAAAACUCAACUGAUAAAAACCCAAUUUAAAAGGAGAAAAGAGGUGCUCUGCUCCUAGUGCAGUGCAAGACUAGGGCAAAGCUUGGAUAGUGUUACUGCAAGCAGUAACUAACCUACCCCCUCUCGAAAAAUACUUGUAACAACGGGAGCCCAAGUGGACCCCAAUCAAGUUGUUACACUUGAUAGAACAGAUACUACACUUGAUCUGAGCCAAUAGACUCGAGAAGAUCAUUAAAGAAUCUGUUAUGGACAGGCCAGGAUAUAUAAAGCAGCAAUCCUAAUUUUUUUUGAUGUUGGGAUAAUGGGGAUUCGGUUUUUUUGAUGUUGGGAGAAGAGAUAUUGUUCAUGAGUGUAUGGACACUGAAAUGCUUUGUGCUCAUCGCUAAAGAAAGAUAGUGAUGGUUGCAACGAAACCAAAAUAAACAAAAACAAAUAGUGAAGAAAGAUAAUACAUUUCAU
Messenger RNA from Galdieria sulphuraria, 1537 nucleotides. RefSeq names its product heparan-alpha-glucosaminide N-acetyltransferase isoform 1. NCBI's taxonomy places the organism in Eukaryota, Rhodophyta, Bangiophyceae, Galdieriales, Galdieriaceae. Bases 11 to 1081 code for a protein of 356 amino acids. The record is from RefSeq and is a predicted model, not a curated record. The transcript has 10 exons.